AUGGGAGAUUUGGAGACUAGCUUAAUCCAUACACGAAAAACAUGUAGAAUAGAGCAAAUGGUAGCAAAAUGGCUUCAUCGCUCUCGGGACAGCGCACCCAGGGGCAGCGUGGCAGUGAUGGACAGUGCUGGGGACAGCGCAGCCCAGCCCCCCAGCCGGGCCAAGGUGACAGUCACGGUGUACAAGGACCUGGUGCUGCAGCACUACGGCUUCGAGAUCUGCCCCGGGCUGCCCCUGACCAUCGCCUCUGUCACGGCAGGGAGCACGGCCGACGGCAAGCUGCAGCCGGGGGACCAGCUCCUCUCCAUCAACUCCAGCGCGGUGGACGGGCUGUCCGUGGAGCGGGCGGCCAGCCUGAUCAGGGACGCCGGUGACGAGCUGCUCCUGACCGUCCUGCGCUGCGCGGCCGGUGGCCCCAAGUCGUCGUUCCUCACCGAGGAGAAGAGGGCGAGGCUGAAAACCAACCCCGUCAAAGUGCGCUUUGCGGAGGAGGUGCUGCUGAACGGACACUCGCAGGGCAGCUCCCUCCUGUUCAUGCCCAACGUCCUCAAGGUGUACCUGGAGAACGGACAGACCAAGGCAUUCCGCUUUGAGAGCAGCACCACUGUGAAGGACAUCGUGCUGACGCUGCAGGAGAAGCUGUCCCUCCGCAGCAUCGCGCACUUCGCGCUGGCGCUGGAGGAGCAGUACAACCUGGCCAAGAUCCACCUGCUGCACGAGGAGGAGCUCAUUGCACAGGUGGUCCAGAAAAGAGACUCUCACGACUACCGCUGCCUCUUCAGGGUGUGCUUUGUCCCCAGGGACCCCUUGGACCUCCUGCAGGAAGACCCGGUGGCCUUUGAGUACCUGUACCUGCAGAGCUGCAGCGACGUGCUCCAGGAGAGGUUUGCAGUGGAGAUGAAGUGCAGUGUGGCGCUGCGCCUGGCCGCUCUGCACAUCCAGGAGAGGAUCUCUGCCUGUGCCCAGCCACAGAAGGUGUCCUUGAAAUACAUCGAGAGGGACUGGGGGAUCGAAAACUUCAUCUCGCCCACCUUGCUUCGAAACAUGAGAGGGAAGGACAUCAAGAAAGCCAUCAGCUACCACCUGAAGCGGAACCAGGUGCUGCUGGACCCUCGGCAGAAGCACGCGCCCGGCGCGGCCCAGGUGCGCCUGAGCUACCUGCAGAUCCUGGGGGAGCUGAAGAUGUACAGCGGGAUGAUCUUCAAUGCCACCAUGAUGCUGCAGGACAGGGAGUCGUACGUGGCGCUGCUGGUGGGCGCCAAGCACGGCGUGAGCCAGAUCAUCAACAGCAAGCUGAACAUCGUCAGCAGCCUGGCCGAGUUCCCCAGCAUCAGCAGGGUGGAGCUCAGCGAGGACUCGGAGCGCGUGAGCACCGUCAAGAUCUACCUGCAGGACCUGAAGGUGCUUACUCUGCUGCUGGAGUCAAACAGUGCCAAGGACCUGGUCUGCCUCAUCGCUGGCUACUACAGACUCCUCGUGGAUGCAAACGCCUCCGUGUUCACCUGGGGAGAGAAAAAACAGCAGCUGCACCGUGUCUCAGCUGAGGAAGGGUACGAAUCCCGGGCCUGCAGCGACUCGGAGGACUCCUGGGAGCCGGGUCCCCGCGCGGAGGGGCGGCCGGAGCCCCGCAGCCCCGCGGCCAGCGGCGGCGGCCCGCGGGACACGGGCGGUGACAACGCCACCGACAGCACCUCCGAGGCGUCCGACUCGGCCAACACCGAGAGCCGGGGCUUCAAGACGAGCGGCUCCAGCGACUCCAUGGAUGCGCUGGAGGAGGAGGCGCUGGAAGCGUGCUCUUCCUCCAGGCCAGAGCUGCUGCGCCUCUGCACGCCCACCGUGCGGGAGAUGCGCAGCUCCGAGCGCAGCUUCGUGCCGGUGUGCGCCAGCCCCGCCGGCACCGGCACCGGCACCGGCGACUACCUGUGCUUCCUGCAGGUGCCGCCGGGGCCCGGGGCCGGCCCCGCGGGGCAGGGCGAGCGCUCGGCCGCUCGGGAGGGCUCCGAGGGGGACGCCGCGGGCUCCUACAGCCGGUGCUGCAGCGCAUCCCCCGCGGGCAGCGGCGCCGGGGACGGCGAGCCGGUCCUGCGGCCGCCGCCGGGCUUCGGGGACUCCAGCUCCGAGGAGGAGUUCUACGAUGCCGCCGACAGGCUCAGCCCGCCGGGGCCGGCAGGCUGCGAUACAGCAUCCUGGGAGGGCACAGAGACCUCCUCCUGCAUCCCACAGAGGCUGAGGUGCUACAGCCUGGGGGAGAACCCACCAAGGAGGGAGAAGCAGGGGCAGGAGAAGGAGCUGACCUACAGCAAGAGCCUGAGGAAGAGAAGGUCUUUCCUGAAAACUGACUACACCUCGCAGGUCAGUUUCCCUGCAGCUGCCCCAGGCUCUCCACAGCGCUGCUGCUCCUGGCCACCCACUCAGCCCCCGACAGAGGACACAGGGAAGGACAUGGAGAGGGGGAUUGCUGCAGCCCCCCGGGCCCAGAGGGACACUGCUGGCACAGACCCCUGCUCUGACCUGCUGGACAUGGAAGCUGACACCACGGAGACAAAGUCGGUGAUGGAAUGGCUGGUUGCCUCCCUUUUGGACGUUCACCAUCCUGGUGGCCAGUGUGGGGAGCAGGACAGCAGCCUCCAGCCACAGCAGCCCCCUUUGCUGGCCCAGGAGCCCCUUCCCCGAGGUCAGAGUGGAGCUGCCCAGGAGAGCUCCCCAGGGGAGGCAGAUCCCGGCUGUCUGGGCGAGGAGAGCCGUGUGCCCACUGCAGGCUGGCAGAGCCCGGCGCUGCAGGAGGAGGGGGGUGAGCUGGUGGGCACCCAGCACAAGGCCAGCCUUGUGCCCUCUGCUGCUGUGUGCCCCUCUGACCAGCUCGGGCUGCUGCCACCGGCUCCCGGCUCCAGCACGGCCCCUGCCCAGGAGCUGGCCCAGGAGCAGGGGCUGCUCCCUGCCAGCGUGGAGCCUUCCCUGGCUCCCUGGCACGAGAGCAAAGCCGAGCGCCAGAGCUGUGUCAUUGGCAAGGGCAGUGCCGACAGUCAGGGCAGUGCUGAUGGUCAGUGCCAUGCCCAGGGUCAGUGCCAUGCCCAGGGUCAGUGCCAUGGUGAUGCUCAAUGCCAUACUGAUGGUCAGUGUCAUGGUGAUGGUCAGUGCUGUGCUGAUGGUCAGUGCCAUGCCCAGGGUCAGUGCCAGGGUGACGAUCAGUGCCAUGGUGAUGCUCAAUGCCAUACUGAUGGUCAGUGUCAUGGUGAUGGUCAGUGCCGUGCCAGCAGCAGCUGUGAGGGGGCCGUGUCCCGGGCCAUGUCCCGGGCCGUGUCCCAGUCCUUGUCCCGGGCCGUGUCCCAGUCCUUGUCCCGGGCCGUGCUCCCGGGCAGGAGCUGGCAGGUGAGCGGGCAGACCCUGCACGGCGGGCAGGCGCGGCUCCCGGAGCCAGCCCAGCUCCUGGCAGACUGCAGCAGUGCCUCGGGGGUGCUCACCCGCCUCUCCUGGCUCUCACUCGGGCUGAGGACAGAGCCUGUGCCACUCAGCCCUGUGUCACACGGCCUGCAGGACAGGGGCCACGGCCCACUGCAGCCCUUGGCGUGUCUGACAACCCACGGGUGCAGGGCUGGUGGCAGGAUGGUGCCAGCAUCUCCUGCAGGAGGAGGCUCUGGCAGCUCAGGGCAGGCUGCAGGGCAGCCAGGAGACCCAAGAAAUGUGGCUCAGCAGCAGACCCAAGGAGACCCAGGAGACCCAAGAAAUGAACCCCAGCCUGCACAGGCUUCUCUCCCCAGAGAGCAGGCGGCAGGGCUGGGGAAGGACUCCUGCCUGCCUCCAUCUGCAGGGCUUGCCAUCUCCUCAGUCCCAGUUCCCUUGGGGCAAGGAGCAGGAGCCCACGGGGCUGCAAAGCACUCGUUCCUCUGCUUUAACCCCGAGCAGGGUGAGCAGAGCCCUGUGCCCCCCCUCGCAGCCGGGCCCUCCCCAGCCCCCCGAGGGCUGGACAGCUGCGGCUGCCGCCUGCCCUACAUCAGCUGCUUCCCGCAGCCCCACAGCCAGGGCGAGCGCGAAGCCAGCCCUCCCCGGCUGCCAGGACCCCUCACCACCCCUCCGUCCAGCAGCUGCAGCCUUCCCAGCACCCCCGGGAGCAGCUUCCCAGUCUCUGUUGCUGGGGACACGGCAGGGCAGGACCCCCACAUCCGAGUGCUGGGGCAGCUGAAGGACCAGGCGUGGGUGAGCCCUGCGGAUUUCUCCCACUUCCUGGCCUACACUGUGGAGCUGCAGGAGGUUGUGGGGAAGCUCUGUGGGAACCAGGCAACCCACCUGCACGACCAGUGUGCAGAGCAGGGUGUGGAGAGCAAGGGUGCCCUGGGCUGGGCUUCCCAGGACCUGCUGUCCAGCUGCCAGGCGCUGCUGAGCACGGAGCAGCCCCUCACGGAGGUGCAGCGUGCUCUGAGAGCCACCUUCGACCGCCUGGUGCAGCUGGCAGUGACCUGCUUCCAGGUGACACACUGCCGGCGGUGCAGGCAGCGGCAGCAGGAGCUGGGAGCUGCGCUGGGGGAUGUGGUGGGCACCUACCAGCAGCUGGUGCAGGCCCUGCACCAGCAGCUCCACGGGCAGGUCUGCCCUGAGCUGGGCACCAAGCUGCUCGCCCGCCAGCACACGGCCCUGGCCGCUGCCAUCUUCUGUCUCCUGCAGCAGUUCAGGGCGUCCCCGUGGCUGUGA
This is a messenger RNA of Pyrgilauda ruficollis (rufous-necked snowfinch), 4686 nucleotides long. It is a transcript of the gene FRMPD1, whose product is annotated as FERM and PDZ domain containing 1. Gene Ontology annotation, cellular component: cytoskeleton. NCBI's taxonomy places the organism in Eukaryota, Metazoa, Chordata, Aves, Passeriformes, Passeridae. The transcript is spliced from 15 exons. Gene Ontology annotation, molecular function: protein binding. The coding region runs from base 1 to 4686 and encodes 1561 amino acids. The record is from RefSeq and is a predicted model, not a curated record.